Limulus polyphemus (Atlantic horseshoe crab) is the source of this 2110-nucleotide messenger RNA. RefSeq names its product probable phosphorylase b kinase regulatory subunit beta. The record is from RefSeq and is a predicted model, not a curated record. The transcript has 13 exons. The coding region runs from base 296 to 1663 and encodes 455 amino acids. Gene Ontology annotation, cellular component: phosphorylase kinase complex. Gene Ontology annotation, molecular function: calmodulin binding. NCBI's taxonomy places the organism in Eukaryota, Metazoa, Arthropoda, Merostomata, Xiphosura, Limulidae. Gene Ontology annotation, biological process: glycogen metabolic process.
AGAGGAACAAAUAUGAUCUGUUUAUUUCUCACAUGUUGGCAGUAUUUUAGUAGAAUUAUGAAGUCCAUCUGUUUAUAUCUUGAUUGGAGAGGAAUAAAUAAGGUUUUUUCAUUUCUCACAUGUCAGCAGUAUUUUAGUAGAAUUAUGAAGUCCAUGUGUUUAUAUCUUGAUUGGAGAGGAACAAAUAAGGUUUUUUCAUUUCUCACAUGUCAGCAGUAUUUUAGUAGAAUUAUGAAGUCCAUCUGUUUGUAUCUUGAUUUGAGAGGAACAAAUAAGAGAUGUUCACUUUAAGGAAAUGCUGGACUUGUUGGCAAUGUUGAAGAAAGGCCAUUGUGAUGGAGUCAAGAUACGCACUGGAAGACUGCAGAAUCUGAUUUCUUCAUCAUGUAUAGAACAUUUGGAUUUCCUCCACUUGCUUCCAUCUGAUCUUCUUCCAAAGUUUGAAGCAUUUCAGCAACUUGAGCAUACAUCUGUUGGUUACCAGAGUUUGACAGAUAUACCCACAGCUGUUGUAUACAGUGAGCCCACAUAUAAUUUUGAUGAGUUCCGAAACCGACCAACCUGGGAUAUUGUGGAAACUUUACAUCAAACCACAACUUUACAUGGUCAGAGCCAACUUCUUGGAAUCUUGUGGUACAGAGAAGGUCCACAGUUUUGGGUGGAUGGAACUUCUGUGAAAGAUAGACUUGACAAACUGACAAGACAAGCAGGAGGACUUCGACACUGGUCUGUGGUCCGUUACUGUUCCAGUGUCUUUGGAAAGCUUGUAGACAGUAUCAGCCCAUACAUCACUUCAAUUCUUGUUCAAGGAAAACAGAUUACUGUUGGUGUGUUUGGUCAUGAAGAAGUUGUUAUUGAUCAUCCAUUGACCCCCAAAGAGGUAAGAGAGAUUGUUUAUUCUCAGUGUCAGCACCAUGACAUAUACCAGGCUGUCUUGCAACAAGAAAUCAUUCUCUACAUAGGCAGACUAAUCACAACCACUCCACAUCUCUUUCAUGGAAUUCUUAAGAUACGAAUUGGGUGGGUUAUACAAGCUAUGAUACUUCAUAUGAGAUUCUUAAAUGAAAAUCCUCCUCGUCUUGAAAGUCUUGCUCCCAGCGAAAUAAGAAAAGUUUUGUACAAAGUUCUGUCUCUUUCAGAACAUGGCAGCAGAAUGUCAGCUCAUCAGAGACGCCAGAUAGAGGGUGCUCUUUGUAGAGUUCCAAAGAAUUUUUAUGAUAGAGUGUGGGAUAUUAUGACUCGAACACCAGGUGGGAUAGUUGUAGCAGGACACCAUCUUCCACAGCAACCAACUCUAUCAGACAUGACAGUUUAUGAACUGAACUUCUCACUUCAAGUGGAGUUGCUGCUUAGUAGGAUAACCCGCCCCGAAUACCAGCAGAUAAUGGUUGAGCUGAUAAUGGUAGUUUAUUUGAUACUGGAACGGAAUCCAGAGCUGUCCUUUAAAGAUACUGUAAAUCUGGACAAGUUGGUUCAUGAAGCAUUUAAUUUGUUUAAACGAGAUAAUGGUGAUGUUUCAUUGGAGCUGAGUGAUGACAUGACUCCAUUCUACAAUGCUCCAUCUACAGUAACUACCAGCUACUUGGCCCGUGCUGUACUGAAUGUGUUGCUGAAGCAUGGACCUCAAAGUAUUAAUGCUGAAGACUUGUGCAGGAUAUCCUAAUCAUUAUUGACAACCUAUAGCAUUCAGCAAGGUUCUGUUGAUGUUUGACUCUCUGUAUGUUAGGAAGCUUUCUUAUGUGAACUGAUCAUUAGACAGCUGUAGUUUAGACAGCUGUUUUUAGUUACUUUCAAGAAUAACAUUAUAUAAAUACAGUUUUCACAGUAGUGAAGAGUCUUUUUAUAGAAAGCUAAAAUCUUUUAAUGAAAUAAUAUACUGCUCAAAUUCAUUUUUUGUAAUUACAAUAUAGUAAGUUGUUCAACUUAUAAUUUGGCAACACCUUUAAGCCAAAAUAAAUACUCUGCAGAAAUACAAAAAAAUACCAUCAUAGUUCAUAAGCUAAAAAGAAUUUUUUUUUUCAGAUUCAGGAUCUUUGAUUUUAAUAAAUAAGUAUAUAAGUAAUAGAAUAAGUAUGUUAAUUAGUUAACUGUAAAUAUAUAUAUAUAAAUA